ACUGUAGUACGGCAUAUCCUCUUUACGGCACACGAGUUUUUCCGUGUCCUUCACCGGCUGCACGUCUGAUCCAGAGUAAAUCUGUGGUUAAAUCCGUAUAAAAUCAUGUCGAAGCUGAGUAAAGAGACGAAGCAGCGGCUGCAGCAGGUGUUUCAGUGCGGUCAGUUCGUCAUCCGCUGGGGUUUCAUCCCGACAGUUCUGUAUCUGGGAUUUAAACGAGGUGCUGAUCCAGGAAUGCCUGAACCCACGAUUUUGAGUUUGCUUUGGGGAUGAAGACGCACCUGACAGCUAGACACCAAAUCCAGAAAGCCCAUCUUCAGUUUGAGGAGAAACAGUGGUUGAUGUUUCAUCGGUUUAUCUCAUCUGUGAACUCUAAACUUACCGGAUGAUCAUUUUAUGAUGAUGUAAAUACUAUACGGUCACUGGCACCGUUUCUUUGGAGUUUAUUUUCUGGACUUUCAUAUGUCCAAAACAUGUAUCAUCAUGAGGAAUUAAUGAAAUGUUGCUGAAUCUACUUUUAGUUUCUGAAAUUAAAUAAUUGUGAACAAUGAA
Paramisgurnus dabryanus is the source of this 552-nucleotide messenger RNA. It is a transcript of the gene tomm7, whose product is annotated as translocase of outer mitochondrial membrane 7 homolog (yeast). Gene Ontology annotation, cellular component: mitochondrial outer membrane translocase complex. Lineage: Eukaryota; Metazoa; Chordata; Actinopteri; Cypriniformes; Cobitidae. The record is from RefSeq and is a predicted model, not a curated record. Gene Ontology annotation, biological process: protein import into mitochondrial matrix.